AUGUGUGAUGCCCCUGAUGGUACAACCCCAGCUCUUAAGCCUCCAGCUACAAUCCCUAGGGUAGCUUUCCCCGAGAAGCCGGCGGUUAUAGAAGAGCGAAACGGCGAGCUCGAAUUCCAAGUGGUCAACAAUGACGGUUCCCAAGAGAGUACGAUCAUUCUCACAGGACUCAAAUGCCUGUUUCAGAAGCAACUCCUUAAAAUUCUGAAGGAUUAUAUUGCCCGCCUUGUGUAUGACCGCACCCAUCAAUCUUUGGCCAUUGUGAAAAGGCCCCUGGAGGUCAUUGGUGGGAUAUCAUUUCGAGAAUCCCGAGAACUCAUGUUCGCCGAAAUUGUGCUUUGCGCGGCCUCAUCUAAUCAGCAAGUAAAAGGCUAUGGUGGACAUCUUAUGGCUCAUGUCAAGGACUAUGUCAAGGCUACUUCCCCCGUGAUGCACUUUCUUCCUUAUGCUGAUAAUUACGCCACUGGCUAUUUUCAAAAACAAGGCUUUACCAAAGAGAUCAGCCUCGACAAGUCGAUCUGGAUGGGGUAUAUCAAAGAUUAUGAAAGAGGGACCCUGAUGCAAUGUUCCAUGCUUCCCCGAAUACGAUAUCUUGAAGUUGGUCGUAUGUUGCUAAAACACAAGGCAGCCGUCCGAGCCAAAAUGCAACUCUUAAGCAAAAGCCACAUAGUCCAUCCACCACCCCAUCAAUGGACCCCUGGUGUUACUCCAACUGAUCGACUAUCCAUCCCCGGCAUUCGGCAAACUGGCUGGUCUCCAGAAAUGGAUGCAGUAGCGCGAGAACCACGGCAUGGAGCCCAUUUUAAUGAACUUCGACGGUUUCUGAACCAAAUCCAAAACCAUAAACAAGCGUGGCCUUUCCUUAAUCCGGUGAACAGAGAUGAAGUUCCGGAUUAUUACAAUGUGAUCACAUCACCAAUGGAUCUGUCGACCAUGGAAGAGACAUUGAAGAAUGAUUCUUAUACCACUCCGAAAGAACUCGUCGGGGAUCUACAGUUGAUCUUUGGUAAUUGUCGGCAGUAUAAUGAUGCAACAACAGUGUAUGCUAAGUGCGCGGUUAGGUUGGAGAAGUUCAUGUGGAGCCUCAUCAAGGAUAUUCUGGAGUGGUAUGAACUACUUGAAAAAUAA
This is a messenger RNA of Aspergillus nomiae NRRL 13137, 1128 nucleotides long. Its product is annotated as bromodomain-containing protein. Gene Ontology annotation, cellular component: histone acetyltransferase complex. The transcript has 2 exons. Gene Ontology annotation, molecular function: protein binding; histone H3 acetyltransferase activity. Lineage: Eukaryota; Fungi; Ascomycota; Eurotiomycetes; Eurotiales; Aspergillaceae. Bases 1 to 1128 code for a protein of 375 amino acids. Gene Ontology annotation, biological process: positive regulation of transcription by RNA polymerase II; chromatin remodeling. The record is from RefSeq and is a predicted model, not a curated record.